This is a messenger RNA of Spirometra erinaceieuropaei, 2008 nucleotides long. Lineage: Eukaryota; Metazoa; Platyhelminthes; Cestoda; Diphyllobothriidea; Diphyllobothriidae. The record is from the annotation of a GenBank genome assembly.
GUUGGUCGUCUCCCAAAUAUUUAAAAAUUAAUCGGGAGCGUUGGUCCUGUGGCACCUCGUUCGUGUGGAAGCAGAAGCGCCGUAAUCAGCUGCGGAAAUCGGUCCGUCCAUCAAAGGAUCGAAAGGAAGAUGGGAUGGGGUCGGGGACCGUCGUUGACGACGAAGAAGAGGCAGUUGGGUUCGCCGUAGUCGCUGCCACCAAUGUAGUAUUCGAGCCGCUCAAGGUUAUGGUCUUGCCUUCUUCUCCUUUUAGGCGACAAUCCGUGCUAGCUUCCUUGAUAUUCUUAUCCGAACGAGUGCGUCCUCGGCGGGAACCCUGGGAAUCAGAGGGAAUUAAGUCCAUCAUCUGCAAGGGCAAGCGUGCACGGAUAGAAUGGAUCGACGGUGGAUAAAGUUUAUUAAAGGGAAUAUAACAACAGAGGAAAUUUAAUCUCGUUCCGUCUUCUCCUCGUCCUCCACUUUACGGACGGUCUCUCGACGGGCCCCCUCACACUCUCCGACGGCGGUCACUAAAACAAAACCGUUCUGAACAUCAAUCACUCAAAAUGUACAGGAAGAUCAUAGCAAGGGCACAUUAAAACAACAGGGUCAGUACGUCCUCUGCAUGCUGAUAAACAAAUUGCACUUAAUCCAGGUUCCUGGCGAAUUUCAAUGCGUGAAAAAAUAUUCCAAAAAUGCACAAAGUAAUUCUGUACGUACGGUUCCAGUAUCAAUGUCAGAGACUGUAACUGUGGAAUGGUAACCAAGUCAAAAUUGUCCCCGUUGGAGCGCAGAAUAAUUCCGUCGUGCUCAGUUGGGCUCAGUUAUUACUGUUAUUACUGCAGCAUACUGCCUGCCAGACCCGUGCAAUAAAGACUGUAUCAAUUAAAGCAAAACAUUUCAAUUCCCACGAAUUCGGUGAUUGGCCGACAUCGCGGAUACUGCAAAGGAAUCAGCAUGCACAUGAAUGCACCACGAACUGACUAAGCAACUUUCUUGCGCAGUCAAGAUAUAAACGAGGGAAUUUUUUGGAACCUUUACGAUAAAUGAGGAUGAAAAUGCUCAUUAACCGCUUGCAAAAGAGAUGAUUAAAAAUAUCUCUGGGGAACCUACGAUAGAAGAAUAAAAAUAAAGUCAAAAAUAGCCAGCGAAAUCUUAAAAUUAAAACAAAAAACUACGCAAAAAUGCGAAGUGUUAUAGCCGGUUUUUACUAAACUGACUUCCAGGCGGAGAAAACAACUUGGAGUAAGUGGGCGUUCCGGUCGCAGAUAGGUAAGUUUAUACAUUGCCUGUUAUGUCAUGAUUUCGCAUUGCUAUUCUCUUGAGCCUUAGCGUGAUAAAGUUGGGCCAUUUUUGUUUUAUCGCUACGGCUAAAUUGAUUAAUUCGUCAACUGUAACUGGCCAUUGGUCUGAACACAUUACAACAUUUUCUAUAGUCAUUAUAAUGGCCAAUUACGUACAUAGGGAAAUGUAUUUGCUUUCUGUGGGUAACCGGUUUUAGUGCUCUUAUGUAAGUUUAGGUUGUUGUCCUCAGGUUGGAUUUUGUGAGUUACCGACAGCUUGUGAAAGGUGAUAUGUCCGUUUUUGGCCUUUGUAAUUAUCAACGCUGAGUCCAAGCGUGGUUCAAUUCUCUUGGCUGGGAUAGAAUGGACGAGAUAAGCACUCACGUGACUGUUUGUAAAGUCGAGAAAACUGCUGUUGGACAAAUUGAUCGUUUGUUUGCUAUACAUGCUGUAGCUCAAGUUCGUUUCAUCACUGUUUUUCGUUUCGGCAAUAAGGUGACUAAUGGGACAUGCCAUCCUUCUCGGUUAUAUUUGUUCAGUUGCUGAAGCUUGUCUAUGUCAAAAGUUUUAACUUUACCACUGUGGCAGAUUAACAUAGUACAAGUAUGGCUGUAACGAAGUGCGACAAGUGAAGUGCACCUAAUUUCCGUGUCUUAAACCUAGGUGAACCAGAAGUCGAUAGGGCUUCAGGACGCAAAGAAGAUACAAUAACUGCGCUGAGACCUCAGCACAUUUAUACACCUUAA